Filobasidium floriforme is the source of this 1222-nucleotide messenger RNA. RefSeq names its product histone chaperone ASF1. The transcript has 5 exons. NCBI's taxonomy places the organism in Eukaryota, Fungi, Basidiomycota, Tremellomycetes, Filobasidiales, Filobasidiaceae. Gene Ontology annotation, cellular component: nucleus. The record is from RefSeq and is a predicted model, not a curated record. Gene Ontology annotation, molecular function: histone binding. Bases 173 to 862 code for a protein of 229 amino acids. Gene Ontology annotation, biological process: DNA replication-dependent chromatin assembly.
CCUUCUUCUUCUCUUCUUGUUCAUUCUCGACAUCUCCGUUUGACUGACGAUCACUACGAACUCUUAUAUCUGCGUCGCAUAAAUCAUCUGACAUCCAUCUACGUACUGCAACACUCACAAGAAGAACCAAUCUCGCACGUACAAGAACCCACGAUCGAGUCGAUCAUCAAACAUGUCUAUUGUCAAUAUCAGAAACAUCCAGCUGCUCAACAACCCGGCGAGGUUUGAUGACGAGUAUCAGUUUAGGAUCACCUUUGAGUGUGUCGAAGGGCUGGAAGAAGACAUCGAAUGGAAACUGCUCUACGUAGGAGACGCCAAGUCGGAAGAGUACGAUCAGGAAUUGGACAGCUGCAUGGUCGGUCCUGUACCUAUCGGCGUCAACUCGUUCGACUUUACCUGCGCACCACCUCAACCUUCUCUCCUCCCAUCGACCUCGUCUGAAGAGAUCCUCGGCGUGACCGUCCUCAUCCUUACGGCGUCUUACCGGGACAAGGAAUUCGUCCGGGUCGGGUACUACGUCAACACGGAAUACGAGGACGAGGCCCGUCGAGCAGAACCGCCUGCUGUGGUUGAUUUCACCGGACUGAUCAGGAACGUCUUGGUAGAAAAGCCUAGGGUGACGAGGUUCAACAACCCUUGGGAUAGCGAGCUCAAGUCCAACCCUUGGGGAUCGAAUGCCGGGGACGCGUCGGGUCAGGCUCAGGGUGGGAAUGUUGGCUCGGAGAUGGCUGGAGGAUCAGGGUCGAUGCAGGAUCUCGACGUGGGUGGGAAAGACCUCUUGCUGGACAGUCCUCUUCCUCCUCCUGUUGUCGCCGCUGUUGCUGGAGCUACGAGUGCAGCCGCGGAUGUCGACAUGGCCUAAUUCAUGCGCUCGACCGCAAGCCCACGCCCUCACCAAAUCGUACGAUUCUUACCGAAAGGAACCCAACAAAAUCCUUCUACAUCGCCUUACCGAUCACUUCCUCCUCACAAACAUCGCCCAUCAUCCAUCCAUGCCUACAUUUUUACGACAAGAACCGAACGGACGGAGCCUCUUUCAUCAUCCUUCCACCUCCCUUGGACGAACGCUUCUCCUCUAGAGAUUGAAACCUUGGCCAGUUUUCCGAAUGUAACAGUACAGAAAGACCCGGGUAGACGUAGAGACGGACGAACGGGCGAACCCGUCUUGUCGGCCCGUCGGCGUCGAUAUUACGAUAUUAUACGCAUCGAUUCUCGGCACUCU